UAUUUUUCCAAACGUGAAAUAAAAUUAUAUAGAAGAGUUUUGUCUCGCUAAUAUUGAUUAAAAUAAAUAAAUGCGUUUCAAAACGGGCGGCAAGGUGUGUGGAACAAGCUAGACAGCUGAUACAUGAAAACAACAUGGCGAAAGUGACCCAUGCCGUGUGGGAUUUAUCUUCGAACUUUGCGGCAAAUCGGUAUUUUUCUCGUUUGUUGACUUCACCAUGGUGCAACAUAUCUAUGGUCACGUCGUCUCAAGAGUUGUCAACAAAUGCUGCAGCAAAUGUCAAAUCUGAAGAUGCAUUGAUUAUCAGUGACAGUUGUGUGAAACGUCUGAAGGAAAUAGCAAAUGAUGGCGCAUGUUUGAGGGUCUCGGUGGAAGGUGGUGGCUGUUCUGGAUUUCAAUACAAAUUUGACUUGGAUCCGAACAUACAUGAGGACGAUAGAACUUUCCGGUAG
This is a messenger RNA of Pseudomyrmex gracilis, 452 nucleotides long. Its product is annotated as iron-sulfur cluster assembly 2 homolog, mitochondrial. The coding region runs from base 135 to 452 and encodes 105 amino acids. Gene Ontology annotation, molecular function: 2 iron, 2 sulfur cluster binding; 4 iron, 4 sulfur cluster binding; iron ion binding. Gene Ontology annotation, biological process: iron-sulfur cluster assembly. Lineage: Eukaryota; Metazoa; Arthropoda; Insecta; Hymenoptera; Formicidae. Gene Ontology annotation, cellular component: mitochondrion. The record is from RefSeq and is a predicted model, not a curated record. The transcript is spliced from 3 exons.